Molecule: messenger RNA, 1390 nt
Organism: Thermothelomyces thermophilus ATCC 42464
Lineage: Eukaryota; Fungi; Ascomycota; Sordariomycetes; Sordariales; Chaetomiaceae
Exons: 6
Coding region: 154-1218 (354 amino acids)
Source: RefSeq, a predicted model, not a curated record
CGUAUCUGCCUCACUGCCAAUGCUUCCCGAUUCCCUUUUCCCUUUGGGUUCGACUAACUGCACAGCGACCUUAGUCUCGCUUCGAUCUCCCCAAUCGCUCCUCCGCUCCACCAGGCGCCUCGGCAGCUGUGUUGAUGAGCGAACGCCUGCUUGAUGGCCACCGUGAGGGACGGCGACGACAUCGAGAUGAUGACCCGUCGGCAAUCACAGAAGCUGCACGAGAUCGAAACUGACUACCAGCCAGUCAACUGGAAAAGGCUGUUUCUGGCGCCUAAAUACCUUGCAUGCUGGAUCGUCGCGCUUAUUGCCCUCGUCUUGACUAUCAUCAUAACCAUCAAGCAUGAUCAAGUGGUUGCCACCCUUCGACCCUGGUCCGAGAAAGUGCGCGAUCUCCCAGCCGGCUGGCUCAUACCGAUUGCCAUCCUGGUUAUCAUCUCCUUCCCUCCUCUUUUUGGGCACGAAAUAAUAGCCCUUCUCUGUGGCGUGGUAUACGGCUUAUGGAUCGGGUUCGGGAUUGUGGCGGCGGGAACAUUUCUGGGCGAACUGUGCACCUGGUUCGCCUUUAGGUACAUGUUCCGCCGCAAAGCCGAGAAGCUCGAGCGGACGAACCUCAACUACGGCGCGCUUGCCCGCCUGACCCGUGAUGGCGGCUUCUGGAUCGUCCUUGUCAUCCGCUUCUCCGCCAUCCCCUCCCAUUUCUCCACUGCCGUCUUCUCCACAUGCGGCGUGAACUUCUGGUCUUACGCCUUCGCCACCUUCGUCACCCUCCCGAAACAGAUCUUUCUCGUCUACCUCGGCGUGCUGCUGCUACAGGACAAGCCCGACAACUCGGCCAAGAACAUUGUCUUUGCCAUCGCCUUUGCCGUCACUGUCGUCAUGGCCGUUUACAUUGCUUACAAGAUGCGCAAGGUUAAGAAGGUGCUCCUGGCGGAGCAGGCGGAGCGGCGGAAGGCCCGGCUCAGGGAGGACGACGCGUCAGCGGAGGAGGGCAUUGGACUGGAAGUGCAGCAGUGGCCGGCAGAGGCACGGCCGCUAGGCGCCGGUCGGUACGAAGUCGUCGCGCAGGACGAGGCGGAUAUCGGGUUGGCUGAGACCGUGGGAACUCACGAUAGGCGUUCCGGUGCACCGCCACAUUAUCGACCCGAGUUUCAGUACCGGGGCGCCGGAGGAGGAGAAGAUAUCGGAAAGGAACCCGUAAGGGAGCGAACGUGGGUAUGAAGCAGUGCAAUGAGAAAACACUUCUAUCAACGAACGGGGAGGGUUUUUUUUCCCCACCCGUUUUACUGAAGACGCAGAGCUCGUUGGGUUGGGUUGAUAUGGAGUUUGGCAUCGGUCAUCACCGACAUUCUCAGAGAGCGACGAAAGGGGCGAAGCAUAUCAACCUAACGUC